Cetraspora pellucida is the source of this 1035-nucleotide messenger RNA. The record is from the annotation of a GenBank genome assembly. Lineage: Eukaryota; Fungi; Glomeromycota; Glomeromycetes; Diversisporales; Gigasporaceae.
AUGGAAGUUAAUAAUUUUUGUUAUAAAGACAUUAAAUUUAUUGACCAUACUGUAGUAAUUGCGAACUUGCUCGAAAGUUCUGGAGAGGUUGCUUUGAAAUUGUUCGAAUCUUGGAAGAAAGAAGAUUUAGAGCUUGUACAAUUUAAAAGCGGAAUCACUAAUAAACUUGUAAAAUGUACAAAUAAACAUUUCCAAGUUACUGUAUUGAUCCGUACUUAUGGUAAAAAGUCAGAUGUCAUUAUUGACAGAGUAAUGGAAACGACGAAUAUAGUGUCUUUAUCUAAGCAUGGAUUAGUCCGUGAAGUUUAUUGCCGAUUUAACAACGGAAUUGUAUAUGGUUAUACUCCUGGUCGUGCACUUUCCGUACCAGACAUGAGUAAUCAGCAUAUAUGCCUGCUUAUUGCAGAACAUAUGGCAGUUUGGCAUAAAGUAAACAUUUCUAAUGAGAAUGAAUCAUCAUUAUUUCCAGUUUUAUGGAAAUGGUUAAAAGAAGUACCGAGAUCGUAUGCCGAUCCAAAAACUGAUGAGAAAUUUCAAAAAAAUUUUAAAUUAGAAGAACUCUUUAAUGAAUUGACCAAUUUAGAGAAUGAAUUAGUAAAGAUAGGAUCACUUGUUGUAUUUUGUCAUAAUGACCUUUUGAGUGGAAAUAUCAUUUAUGAUGAAGCCAUAAACAAAAUCUCGUUCAUAGAUCUUGAAUAUGGAUCAAUGAAUUAUAGAUCAUUUGACCUUGCAAAUCAUUUUAAUGAGUUUGCAGGAUUUGAGUGCGACUAUAGUUUGUACCCAUCUAAAGAAUUUCAACAAAAAUGGCUGAGACAUUAUCUUUGUUCAUAUAAGCCGGGUGCCACAAUUACUGACGAAGAAGUUAAUGAAUUAUACCGAGAAGUCAACAAAUUUGCAUUAGCAUCCCAUUUUUACUGGGGUGUGUGGGGGUUGGUUCAAGCCCAAUUCUCAGAAAUUAAUUUUGACUAUAUAGGAUAUGCGAAAUUAAGGUUUGGAGAAUAUUAUAAUAAAAAAGAAGAAUUUCUAGCAUUAUAA